Messenger RNA from Peronospora matthiolae, 381 nucleotides. Lineage: Eukaryota; Oomycota; Peronosporomycetes; Peronosporales; Peronosporaceae. The record is from the annotation of a GenBank genome assembly.
AUGGAGGUGGAGGAGGAGGUAAGACGCUCUCCACACAAUCGUGGGGAUCCGUGUGUUCCCGAGAGCUUCUUUGAUCGCGUAACGCAAGGGUUACGCAGCGAUCUCGAACAUGAGCGGGACAGGCGUCUUCAACUGGCGGACGCUGUCUUGAAGCAUCGAGCUGAGUUUGCCUUCGCUCAGCUUGAGAACGAGAGAUCUCUGACAUCUCUUCGUGACGAGCUAAGGGUAGCUCGUGGGAUUGUUGAUCGGUCUCGGGAUGAGAUAACUGCUCUUCAGACCCUUGUCGAUGCCCACCAUCGGGAGCACAAGGCUCUCUGCGAGAUGCUUGAGCGCAAGGGCGUUCUUCAUCGGAAGAAGCAGCGUACUGAUGGUACGGCUUAA